AUGUCUGAUGGUGCCAAUCUCAAUGACACCAAAGGCCGACUUGCUUUGAUCACUGGUGCAUCUGGAGGAAUCGGCUCUGCGUGCGCUCGUGACUUUGCAAGCCAGGGCGUUCAUCUUGCCCUUACAUUUUCUUCCAGUGAGCAAAAGAUUCGCGACUUUGUCUCGUCUCUAGGCCCUAUUAUAUCAAAGCAUUCUAUUAUAGUAUCUAUUCAUAAAGUUGAUUUGGAAGAUACCAAGGACUAUGAUGGAUUAUUUAAAGAAAUUCAGCAGCAGCAUGCAAGACCUGUUGAUAUUUUGAUUUCCAAUGCCGGAUAUGGAAAAAGAAUCCAAGAUGUCUGGAAUAUACCACUCGAGGAAUUCAACCGGAUGAUCUCUAUCAACCUGACUGCCUCUUUCUUGCUGGUCAAGGGUGUCGUCGAAGGAAUGAGAGAUCAGCGCUGGGGCAGAAUUAUUUUCAUAUCGUCCAUCGCUGCUUAUGGAGCGGGACUAAAUGGUUGCCACUAUGCUGCGUCCAAAGCUGGAACGAUUGGAAUGAUGAGGAACCUUUCCUCUCGUCUUGCUGAAUUUAACAUUUCUGUGAAUGAUGUGGCUCCUGCCAUGGUUGGCAGCACAGGUAUGCUGCCUGAUGAAUCAACCGUGCCAGGCCUCACAGACUCUAUUCCUUUGCGGAGAUUAUGCACGCCAAUCGAAGUCGCGAAUGCUGUAACUAUGUUUGCGACGACUGGAUUCGCUACGGGUCAAAGCCUGGUGGUGGGUGGUGGAUUGCGCUAA
Messenger RNA from Penicillium longicatenatum, 771 nucleotides. Its product is annotated as SDR family NAD(P)-dependent oxidoreductase. The transcript is spliced from 4 exons. The record is from RefSeq and is a predicted model, not a curated record. The coding region runs from base 1 to 771 and encodes 256 amino acids. Lineage: Eukaryota; Fungi; Ascomycota; Eurotiomycetes; Eurotiales; Aspergillaceae. Gene Ontology annotation, molecular function: oxidoreductase activity, acting on the CH-OH group of donors, NAD or NADP as acceptor.